AUCAAUAUUAUCUUAUUAGCUUUGCUUCCUGUGCUGAACUUCACUCCUGGCACAGGUCUGCAUUUGGCGUGGAACUACACCGGCCCUUCUAACACCCAUCCCCCGGGGAAGAUUUGACGGGGUAAUUAUGCUACCCAGGAUUAUUGCAGUCCUAAUUCUGGGGGCAAUUCUCCCCCUUCAGGUCUUUGGAGUAACCACUAUUCACGAAAAGGGGUAUUGCUCAACAUAUGAAGAAUGUGGUAGAAAUCCCGAUGUGACAGGCAGCUUGCUCGAACCAAUAGUCCCUUGUGAAUCAAACACUCCAGCUAGGAAAGUUAUUGGUACACACCUCGGCCUCCUCUUGGAUGUCUGCCCAAUGCUGUUUAAUGGAGAAAACAACACUUUUGCCUGCUGCUCAUUCAAUCAGUUAAGGAGCAUCCAGAAAAGUUUUGCUCUUUCAAAGUCCAUCUUGAGCCGAUGUCCAUCCUGUGAAGAUAACUUUGCUAAUGUCCACUGCCAGAACAUAUGUAGCCCAGAUCAGAGCACCUUCAUCAGUGUCAGCCGCACAUUUAGCACCAAUGUGACUGGGAAGCCAGAACAGGGUGUGCUAGAGUAUCAAUGUUACUAUGACAAGCAGUUUGCAGAUGAGACCUUUUACUCCUGCAAAAAUGUACGUCUGCCUGCCACUGGAGGAUAUGCUAUUUCAACCAUGUGUGGCAGAUUUGGGGCUGAACUAUGCACCAGUCAGCGUUGGCUGGACUUCCAGGGAGACGUCUCCAAUGGAUUAGCUCCACUGUUAAUUAACUUUCACCUGAUAGAUAAUGGCACAGAGAUUGGAAAUGGUAUAGUUCCACACAACAGUAAGAUUUGGAAAUGUAAUGAGGGCUCAGAUGUCAAUGGAACAAAUGCUUGCUCCUGUCAGGACUGCAAGGAGUCAUGUCCCAAAACGUCUCCUCCAGAACCCAUUCCUGAUCCCUUCAAACUAGGUGUUCUGGAUGGGUAUUUUGUAGUGUGUUUGGUGGCUUUUGUAACAUCACUUGUCCUCUUUUUUGUGUUCUUGUGCUUUAGAUGUUGUUUUAAUAAGGGCUGCAAGAAAAACAAAAAGGACAAGGAAAUGCCUCAUGUGACGCAAGCGAGUGUUUGGUGCACUGAAAAGCUGAGUUUGAAAACCAACAGAGCAAUGGAAAAGGCAUUCCGCUGGUGGGGUACUGGUGUAGCAUCAUAUCCCAAGACAGUUAUUGGGAUCUCAGUUAUUCUGGUGAUAGUACUCUCAUGUGGCAUGAUCCUAUUAAAGCUAACUACAGAUCCCGUAGAGUUGUGGUCAGCACCCUACAGCAGUGCUAGAGAAGAAAAAGAUUUUCAUGAUGCCAAUUUUGGGCCAUUCUUCAGAACCAACCAGCUAAUCAUCACAGUGCCAGACCGCCCAUCCUACACCUACAACUCUCUGUUCUUUGGAGAAACAAACUUCAGUGGCAUCCUCUCCCCUGACCUCAUUCUAGAGAUGCUGGAUCUACAGACCCGUCUACAGAAUAUCACGGUAUGGUCAGAGAAGCACCAGAAAAUGGUUAGCAUUGAAGAUAUCUGCUAUGCACCACUGAAUCCUUCAAACCCCUCAGCCACGGACUGCUGUGUGAAUAGUUUGGUGCAAUAUUUCCAGAAUAAUCGCACCAGGUUUACAAUGGAGGUGACACAGACCGUGUCUGGAGAAACAGGGACAGUAGGAUGGCGGGACCACUUUCUGUACUGUAUGAACUCUCCCUUGUCAUUUAAGGACAUAACAGACCUACAGCUCAGCUGCAUGGCAGAUUACGGUGCUCCCGUUUUUCCGUUUCUUGCAGUAGGAGGACAUGAUGAUAACAAAUACGCUACAUCAGAAGCUCUUAUUCUCACCAUCUCGUUGAAUAACUUUGCCCGUAACGAUCCCCGGUUUGACUAUGUGUUGCUUUGGGAGAGGAAAUUUCUGGAUAUCCUGCAGGAGUACCUGGAAGAUCCACGGAGUAACUUGACCUUCUCAUACAUGGCUGAGCGCUCUUUGGAGGAUGAAAUCAACCGGACAACCACAGAAGACAUUCCAAUCUUUACCAUAAGUUACCUGGUGAUCUUCCUCUACAUUGCUCUAGCCCUCGGUGAAUACAGUAGCUUCCGUCGUGUUCUGGUGGAUUCAAAGAUAACUCUCGGAAUUGGUGGCAUUCUGGUUGUCCUGUUUGCAGUUUUGUCAUCAAUGGGUUUCUUCUGUUACCUGGGGAUCCCAUCGACACUUAUCAUCAUUGAGGUUGUCCCUUUCCUUGUCUUGGCGGUGGGCGCAGACAACAUCUUCAUAUUUGUGCUGGAACUGCAGAGAGAUGAGCGGAAGGAUGGAGAACGAAGAGAGGAGCAAAUUGGAAGAGUCUUGGGCAGCGUGGCCCCCAGCAUGUUACUCUGCAGCAUCUCAGAGUCCCUAUGCUUUUUCUUGGGUGCCCUCACCAAUAUGCCCGCUGUCCGUACAUUUGCCCUGAAUGCUGCACUGGCUAUCCUGCUGGAUUUUGUGCUUCAGAUCACUAUGUUUGUGGCUCUUGUUUCUCUGGAUACCAAAAGACGGGAGGAGUCUAGGUUUGACAUCUGUUGCUGUGCUAAGAGCUCAACUGAGAAUCCAAAGAAGAAAUCCAAGAGUUUGCUAAUCAGCUUCAUGAAACAUAUUUACUGCCCAAUACUGCUGAACCCUGUCAGCAGGGUCCUAGUGAUGAUUUUGUUUUCAUUCAUGUUCUUCUGUGGAUUAUUCUUUAUGUUUCAUUGUAAAGUUGGUCUGAAUCAGGAGCUUUCGGUACCACUGGAUUCCUAUGUCUUCGAUUAUUUAAAUGCUUUGAACAAAUACUUUGAAGUUGGUGUGCCCACGUACUUUGUCACUACACCUGGAUUUAACUUCUCUAGUAUAGAAGGAAUGAAUGCAAUCUGCUCCAGUGUCGGCUGUGAUGACCACUCCAUGACCCAACAGAUUCAAUAUGCCACAGAUUACCCUGAUCGGUCUUACUUGUCUGUUCCAGCAUCCUCCUGGGUGGAUGACUUUAUAGACUGGCUAAAUCCUGCAUCUAGCUGCUGCAGGCUACUUCUAAAUGGAACAUUCUGCUCAUCCACUAGCACAACUCCAGGAUGUCUGAGAAAGUGUCUCCAAAAUCCCAAUGGACCGCUUAGACCAACUGUACAACAAUUUGAACACUACCUGCCAAUAUUUCUGGGUGAUUACCCAAAUCUGCAAUGUCCCAAGGGGGGUCUGGGUGCAUAUGAUGGUGCUGUAAAAUUCAACGAAGAUGGAGAGAUUAUAGCAACACGAUUCAUGGCAUAUCACAGCCCACUCAAGAACUCUCAGGAGUACACAGCAGCCUUAAAAAAUGCCCGUGAACUUGCUGCCAGCAUCACAAAUACUCUGAGACAGGUGCCUGGCACUGACCCUAAUUUCAAGGUCUUUCCUUACACGAUCACGUAUGUGUUUUAUGAGCAGUACCUGUCCAUCGUAGAAGAAGGGCUGAUCAUGCUGGCAAUCUGCCUGGUGCCAACUUUUACUGUGUGCUGCAUCCUGCUGGGUAUGGACCUGCGAUCUGGGCUGAUUAACCUCAUCACCAUCAUUAUGAUCGUUGUGGACACAGCUGGUGUUAUGACUCUAUGGAGCAUUGACUUUAAUGCAAUAUCCCUCAUCAAUCUCGUAACGGCCAUUGGAAUUUCUGUGGAGUUUGUGUCCCAUCUCACCCGUUCUUUCGCCUUCAGUCUUAAACCUACCAAAGUGGCUCGGGCAAAGGAAGCAACAAUAUAUAUGGGGAGUGCGGUUUUUGCAGGAGUGGCAAUGACCAAUCUCCCCGGGAUAAUUGUUCUGGCAUUUGCAAAAGCUCAACUCAUCCAGAUCUUUUUCUUUCGCAUGAAUCUAACCAUUACUUUGCUCGGGCUGGUACACGGACUCAUCUUUUUGCCUGUCGUGCUCACCUACUUUGGUCCUGGUAUUAAUAAAGCUUUGUUACUGGAAAAACAAGAGGAGGAAGAAAGGAAGAAGAGGGUGGAGAAGAAUACACACAACAAUGUUGACUUUCAAGAGGACGAGAAUCCAGUCAAGACCAAAUAGAAAAUAAGCAAGUAGCAGAAGAAACACUCCGAGCUUUAACAGAGUGCUUCCACCUCAAGCAGCAAAGGCUGAGAUUGCCUCACGGACACGUACCAGAUAGCCUUCACUGUGCUUUACAAUCAGCAUUCAACACUACGGUACAGGAAGUGUUAUAAUAAGACCUACCAGUGUGCAAUAACUGAACUUUUACUAAUUAGAGGGGCUCUCAUGAGAUCACCCUGAUGAUUUUUAUACAAUAGAGUAUGUAAAAAAUGGACUCUGAACUGAGUGUUGGGCCAAUUAAGGUCUUUUUGUUCAUAUUAUACAAGAAAAAUAUUGUACAAUAAAAUACUAUUUUUUGCA
Pelobates fuscus (common spadefoot toad) is the source of this 4408-nucleotide messenger RNA. It is a transcript of the gene NPC1L1, whose product is annotated as NPC1 like intracellular cholesterol transporter 1. Gene Ontology annotation, cellular component: plasma membrane. The transcript is spliced from 20 exons. Gene Ontology annotation, biological process: intestinal cholesterol absorption; cholesterol homeostasis. The coding region runs from base 128 to 4066 and encodes 1312 amino acids. Lineage: Eukaryota; Metazoa; Chordata; Amphibia; Anura; Pelobatidae. The record is from RefSeq and is a predicted model, not a curated record. Gene Ontology annotation, molecular function: cholesterol binding; lipid carrier activity.